UUGAGUCGUAUGACGUUGCGUCUCAGAUCUUUUCGAUUUCGGAUACUUUUUGAGUGUUUUACACGUAAAUGUACGUCAUUUUAAGGGAAAAUUAGCUUCUACAAAGUUCCAAAAGAUGCCUGUUGUUAUAAAGAUGAAAGGAUUACCGUUUGAAUCAACGUCAAAGGACAUCCAGUUGUUCUUUGAGGGACUUUAUCUCAAAGAGGAAGAYAUCCAUCUCGCUGCUUAUAAAGAUGGAAAAGCUUCAGGAAUAGCUUUUGCUGUGUUUCAAAACGACGAAGAUGCAAGGCAGGCAAUGUUUAGGAAUGAGAAAUACAUGGGAAAGAGAUAUAUUGAGUUGUUCUUGAGUAGUUCGUCUGAAAUGACCUCAAUGCUAGACGAUGGAGUGCCUGAUCCUAGACCUACUAAGGGCAAACGAAAUGAGUCAAGCGAAGACCAAAGGCAAAGGGAGAGGGAUAGAGACAACCAGUUGAGGUCUAGAAAUAUCUCAGACAGGCGUGGAAGACCACAGAAUCGUCCAGAGGAUGACAGAAAGGGGUUCAGUGCUAGAAUGAGAAGCAGAAGUCCAAAAGAAAGAAGACCUGAUAGGGAAGGGGGACGCGGAAGGGAUAGGCCAGGAGAUAGUUUCAGAAGUAGGGGUAAUGACAGAAGAGGUUCAAAUUUUGGUCGUGAUGAGAGGCAUGUUGAAGUAACGUCUAAUCUCAGUCUGCCAAUGUUCAGUUUGGCUGAGAAUAUUGGAAGAAGUAUGGGGCUUGGUAGUGGCAGGAUAUCGGUUGGGGGAAAUAUGGCUCCUGGGGCAAGGUUUGACAGGGGUACUGCAGGAGACUCUUUUGGUAUUGGCAAUGGUCAACCCAGGAAAAGCUUCAGAGAGGAAUCGUCUGCUGGGAAGAGAGAAAGGCMAAGGGGUGGUGAUCCUCUUAUGGAUGAAGUAUGUUGUCAUCUUAAUGGAUUACCUUUUAUAAUCUCAGAAGCAGAUGUUACAUCUUUCUUCAAAGGUCUUGAUGUUGUGCUUGUCAAGUUUUUACACCACCCGGAUGGUAAAUUUGUUGGUAGAAAGACAGGGGAAGGUUAUGUAGAAUUCAGAUCAAUYCGUGAUGCAAAGCAAGCUGAAAAGAAGCACAGGCAGAAACUGGGCCAUAGAUUUAUAGACAUCYGCCUCACAACUAAACUAGACAUGAUAAAAGCAGUGGAGAAGAACGAUACMGAUAUCAAAAAGGCUGACYUGAUUAGUGGUAGUGCAAGAAGUGGUGGYGCYGUUAGUGAUCUGGCUGUCAAUAUUAAUCAAAAUCUUCUAAGGCAGGCUCAAACCACUUCCAGGAUGAUGGAUAGAGGGCCAGAUUUAUCAAGCCUUGGYCUUCCUCUUGCAGGAUCAUAUGGUAUAUCGGCAGACACACUAGAARCUCAAACAAUAAACACRUURAGCCARCUUGCGUCAACAGCCAAGAUUAACCCAGAUGAUGUUGCAGCUGGAUGCGUUGUGGGUAUUCGUAACUUGCCAUCGUCUAUCACMGCUAAUGAGAUCAUUGAUUUCUUCUAUGGUUACCAUGUGUUCCGUGAUUCAGUACGCAUCCAUUACCUCGCUCCUGGCAGGUCAUCGGGUGAUGCAAUGAUAACACUGCGUAACAGCAAAGAGGCAAUGGMUGCCAUACAAGAUCUUAAUCAUAAGUAUGUUGGAAAGCGAAGUGUGCAAUUAUUCCUGGUAUAAAAACACUUUUCAAUGUUUACCUUAUGAGGACUCUUAUUAGAGAAAAUUUUUUUGCUUUUUACAUACAUUUGUAUCUGAAGGACUGUUAAAGCUACAAGUACAUCAUUCAGACUUUAUCUGAAAACGAAGACACAAGAAAGAGACUGUUUUUCAGUAGCGUAUGUAACUAUAUGAAAGGCCAGCAUUGGCAAGCAGUGGUUUGUCAAGGCUGUAGGCAUACCAGCCUGUAGCUGUCUUAUUGUCUGAAGACUGGCUAAGGUACCACAUUUAACUCAUUUCACAAUAGAUUAUACAAUAGUGUAAUUACAAGCAUCUUUGCUCCAAAUUUGUCCAUGUGAUAAUUGAUUASGUGUUGAUUGUCWCAGUUCCUCUUGUUUAGAGGGUCAUGUUGGCAUAAAUUGGGCUAACAUUAGACUUGCAAGCAAAUKAUCAGCUAUUGAAAAUUAACUUUUAUGAUAAAGUAAUACAUAUCUAGACUUUUUGUACACGUUUGUUAACAAGUAUUACUUGAGUAAACCAUGAAACUUGUGGCUA
Messenger RNA from Exaiptasia diaphana, 2239 nucleotides. Its product is annotated as RNA-binding protein 12B. Gene Ontology annotation, cellular component: nucleoplasm; ribonucleoprotein complex. The coding region runs from base 116 to 1705 and encodes 529 amino acids. Lineage: Eukaryota; Metazoa; Cnidaria; Anthozoa; Actiniaria; Aiptasiidae. Gene Ontology annotation, molecular function: RNA binding. Gene Ontology annotation, biological process: regulation of RNA splicing. The transcript has a single exon. The record is from RefSeq and is a predicted model, not a curated record.